Xyrichtys novacula (pearly razorfish) is the source of this 19723-nucleotide messenger RNA. The record is from the annotation of a GenBank genome assembly. Lineage: Eukaryota; Metazoa; Chordata; Actinopteri; Labriformes; Labridae.
AUGAAGAUCAAAUCCAAGUCUUCGUAUCACAAAUCUGAGAACACGUACAGGGUGAGAGUCAAAACUAACUCAGUCUUAGGUCUGAAUUAGUGGUAGAAAUGCAACUACGCUUGAUUGUGAACAAGUUUUUAAUGUUAAAGUUUCGAAAACGGGACAGUUUACCAUAAAACUCCUAAAUGAGGCAUUGCAAUCACAGAUUUCCGUUUUCUUUUUACUCUGGUAGAUGAUAAACCUCUCUGAUCUGUCUCUUUCAGUUUCUCACUUUUGCAGAAAGACUCGCAAAUGUGAACAUUAAUGUCAUCCACCGUAUAGACAGGACAGGAUCUUACGCAGAGGUACGUACAGCCUGGUAUCUUGAACGGCAAUAACCCUUGAUCUUGUGCUGAUCUUGCAAUUGGUAAUAAAUUGAUUUGUAUCCUUACAGGCGGUAGAAACCUACUUUUCGGAGGGUCUGACAAAAUGGAGAGACCUCAACUUGACAGAACAUUUCAGUAUGUAUUAAACUAUCAAUUUUACAGCUUUGUUAACGUUGUUGUUGAUGAUUAUAAUGUCAAAUUAUUCCUUUUUCUCCGCAGCGUCAUUUCUGAAGGAGGUGUCCAACAAAAGCCAGUCUUUCAACUUGCUGGUUUUCCAUCAGGCGGCAAUAGUGGAAAGCCUGAAAACACACCUCAGCGUCAAGAACAGUCUAGCCUACCAGCCUCUCCUGGAGUAAGUCACCAUCUCAGUCUAUCAUUCUUGUUUUUCUUGACUUCAGCUGUAGACUCCAAUCAUGUCUUUCUCCCUCCAGCCUCGUGGUGCAGCUGGCCAGAGACCUGCAGACUGACUUCUACCCUCACUUUCCCGACUUCUUCACUCUGAUCACUUCACUGCUCGACACUAAAGACACAGAGAUCUUAGAGUGGGCGUUCACCUGUCUCUCUUACCUCUACAAGUACCUAUGGAGGCUCAUGGUGAAGGACAUGACCAACAUCUACAGGUGAGAAACCAAGAAGCAGGGUCUGCGGGCUUUUUUGUUGUUAUAUUUUGGAUAUUUUGUUGUUGUCUGAGCACUCACCUGUUAAACUUGAUGAAUUGUACCACUUUUUACCCCACAGUUUAUACAGCACACUCUUGGCACACAAGAAGGAGCACAUCCGCAAGUUUGCAGCAGAGAGCUUCUCUUUUUUGAUGAGAAAGGUGAGGAUUAACAUUUGAGUGGAGUAUUUCUAAAUGCAUUCAGCUGUUUUUUUACAGAUGAAAAUUUGUCUCCUGGUGUCACGCAGGUUCCAGAUCUCGAUGCUCUGCUGAGUCUUAUGUUCUCAGAUCUGCAGGAGCACCCAGACAAAGCAGAGGGAGCAGGUCUACUACUGUUUGAAAUGUGCAAAGGAGUCCGAAACAUGUUCCACUCCUGUGCUUCAAAUGUGAGUAUCCUUCUGCUCUGUGAUCGUUUGAAUGAAAAGGACGAGGUUUCUUGUGUGUAUCUUUUAAUGUGAUACACUAACCAGUAAUACAAGAUACUCGUGUGUUAUUCAGACUUAAAGGGAUAUUCCGGAGUAAAAUUAAGUUUGGGUAAAACACACAGUAACACCGAGUUAGACACCCCCUCAAGAGAUGAUGAUCAUAAAUGUUCUUCCUUGAGCUGCGGCACCCCGCCGUAGUCCGUAAUAGACUGGCCCGAGGUCUUGCUACAAACAAGCGGCUGCUGGAAGAGAGUAGGUGGGUUGUGUUUAGUAUCUUAGCUAAGGAAAUUAGGCAAAGUUAAAAAGAUGUUUGUUGAGUGGUACUGUGGCUAGGACCCUAUAUGUCCUGUUGAUGAAGUUAGGUGCUGUUCUGGGCAUUAUUAGAGUAAAAGAGUGGCGUUUUGGUUGAGGUUUGUUUAUAUCUCCUCAGACCACUGUGUAUUGCUAUCUGCGGUCAUUACUAAAGUUGGCAUAACUAGAGAAGCAAGCGGUCAGCAACAUUCAUCUCUCGAGAGGGUGUCUAACUCGGUGUUAUGGUGUGUUUGACCCUAAAUUAAUUUUACGCCGGGAUAUCCCUUUAAAAUCUCACCUGCUCUGUUUUCCUCUAGGCUUUUCUUGUGGCUUUUCGUAUGCUCGGUCCCUCGACAUGCCCUGGGGUCUCUCUGCCAUGGGACACUAUCAGGGACGCUCUGGAUCACUUGGCCCAGGCUGCAGCCAAUCACAUCGACAGAGAACACUUCCUGGUUUUGUGGGACUCUUUGCAGGUACCACAGCAAGAAAUAAGUAAACUCAGAGUCAGAUAGUAGGUCCUCUUUUUUUCUUUAUAUAUGACGGUGGUGUGUCUCCAUAUACAGACCAGUGUGAUGGAGGUCCUGGGUAUCAUGGAGGCAAAAGGAAAAGAAGCAGACCAGGCAGCAGAGCAGCUGGAGAGGCUGCUGUUCAUCCUCCACACCCUGGUGUCUCAUAAAGACGGAGCAAAGAUCACUAAACCCGAGGCUGUCUGCCAGGUAAGAAGAAGAGAUGCACGUUUAACAUCAAAUCCUCAAAAUGACGUGUGUCCUCAUCUCUAAUCAUCUCAUCUGCAUGUUUCUGCAGACAGUUCUGCGGCUGAUUCAGAGCUCAUCUCUGUCAGCUGGUUGUUCCCGUCUGCUCCUCCAGACCACCUCCUCUCUGCUCCUCGGGGAGAACAUCAACCUCCCUAAAACUCUCGUACAGGAGAUGGUCCAGAAGGUGAAACCAAAUGAUAAAACUUGAUCUGUAUGUGUGUGUGUGAGUUUCUCUGCAUGGAGAAGUUUGACAGUGAUUCAUUUGUCUUCCUCACAAGGUGUUUGGCAGCACAACGGGACAAGACCUGAUACUUGAAUUCACCAAAGAGAUGUUCACCAUGAAGCAGUUUGAAGAGGUGAGUCGUCUCCAGAUUAUCUAUCAAUGAUCAAUCUCUGUUUAUUCAUCCCUAAGAUGCACAAACAUGAAUUUUCUCCACCUCUUUGUCUCGCAGCUCUUCCUCCCCAGCCUGCUGCGCUUCACGACCGGGUUAUUCAGAUGUGGCGACCCUGUAUCUCACCACUCUGGCCUGGACGUGCUGGUGAGCCUGAUCCUCGCCAAAGCUCCGCCUCCAACAGACGGCUCCAUGGCCUUUGAGACCUACCCGCUGUUGUUUACCGGACAGACGACAGGGUGAGAGAUCAGACUAUUAUCACACCAAAACAAUCAAAUAAUAACUCAUUUACCAAACAGUUAUUCGUAAACACACGUUUGAUUCCUUACACCCCCAAUCAGACUCUUGUCGUCUUGUUUUUCUCCUCCUGCAGAGUGUUUCAGACCAGCAGUACGCCAUCAGAGCAGCUCGCAGUCCCAGAACUGGUGCUGUCACUGGUCAAACUUCCUGGGGAGCAGAACCAGUCCAUCACCGACCUGUCACUGCCUUGGGCUGCCCUGGUGCUUCUUCCUCACCUCAGGUAACAGGUCCCCUCACUUUCUCCUCACAAAUGCACGCAUCAUUUUUAUAAACCAGCUGAUGAACUUCAUUUAAAUUCAGGUUUUUUCAUUUUUCAGGCCUCUUGCUUCAGCCAGUAUCAUUCCCGCUGUGGAUGCAUUAUUAAACCACCUGCUGAGUGAGAUCGAGUCUGAGAAACUGGAAAAAGGUUUGAGAGGUUAUUCUACCGCAUUGCACAAAGUAGCAAACUGUUAAUCUUAAAUAGACGGGUUUAAUCGGAGCUAAACCGGGAACUUUGUAGAUGGAUGAGUGUUCUUAUCAAGUUCUGUCGUCUUGCUUGGUUCACUUUUGUUUUUUAAUCAACUAUAUUUACGUUUUAUGAGAUAAUAAUAAAGAAAAACAAGCUGAAGAAUUAUUAGUGCAGGUAUUUGGAGUAUCAAAACAAGUCGAAAAUAACAUUGUGUGCUGUUGUGCUCACACACUGAGAGUAGAAAUCAUUAGUGGUGCAUUGAUACUAAUGAUCAUGAUCUUCUUUACUUUGUCCCCCAGCUGGUCUGUUUGUGGUCAGACAGGCCCUCAGCUGUCUCCUCACCCUGGACAGCUCUGCACAGCCUCUCUCACUGCUCACCGUGGACAAGGUCAACUCCAUACUGCGGUUUGUAUUUCAUGUCUUCCUCUUCAAUGUAACGAGGGUUUCUGUGUGUGUCUUCAACUAAAACUUUGAUUAUUGUUUCUAACUUUUUUGUUCAAUACAGGAAGUUUCCCACGGACCUUUCAGCCCUGCUGUUUGGAGACCUGUACUACACUCGCCUGUCACUCAGUGGAGUUUCAGCUCACCUCUCCCAUAGUGCACUGCUGGAACUCUACCAGAUCCUGCAUGCUAACCUGUCCUCCAAUAUCUCAAAGGUAGGAGGAUUAAGUCUACAUGUUAAGAAGACUUGAUUAUAUGAUUUUUUGCUUCAUUUUCUAACUUUUACCAUCAAUUUCACCUUUUCUCUCUCAGAUCCGCCUGCUGACUCUGAGGAUUCUCUCUCAGUUCGAGGCAGAGCUCCCUCCUCUCCCAGAGGUGAGACCACCAGAUUAAAGUGCUUUAAAAAAUGAUAAAACCAAAUUUUUAUUCAUCUGACUGUCUUCCUCUCCGUACAGGGUGAGGAGAAUGUGGAAGUGCAGCCAGUGUUUGCGAUUUGCCUGCAGGCUGAGCUGGUGCCAGCUUCAGUUCAGGACUACAGAGAGAAGCUGCUCCACCUGCGUAAGCUGAGGCAUGACCUGGUGCGGCGCAGUCUGCCGCAGGGUCCAGCUGCUGCCUUCCAGGAGGUACAGAAGAAGGACUUCCUCUGUUUUUUUUAAUCAUAAUAAGUGGAAUUUUGUAGGUAGUGCAGUGUCAGUUUAAAUCUAUGAACAUUUGAAAUAAUAGUAUGUCUCAGUGAUUUGGUAAAUGUCACAGAUGUUUGUCAUGAACGGUUCCUGACUGUUUUUUCUGCAGGUGCCGCUGCGUUACCUCAUUGCAAUGCUGUUUGUCAACUUCAGGCCUCUGUGGGACCCUGUGAUUGAACUUCUUGUGUGAGUUUAAAGAGCCUGAAAAACACUUCUGUGUCAACACAUGGUUUCACUUCAGCCAAACUGUCGUAGGAAUUAAACUCAUGAUUGCAGAAGUAUGCUAUGCAACCCUGUGUCUUCUUCCUCACUUUCUGUAUCUCUUCACAGGACUCAUGCAAGAGGAAUGGACAACAAAGACUUCUGGAGGGUUUUCUAUGAACAUCUGGAGAUGGUGGCCGGACUGGCUGGUAGAUUCAGAUUUUUAUAGCUUCACAUGUUGUGCUUUGGAGCUUUGUGUCUCUGCAAAUAUGAACCCUUCUCUCUCUCUCUGCUCCUCACAGAGAAAGAGCUGCAGGAGAGUGAAGAGGAUGAUGAUGAUGAUGAUGAAGAAGAAGAGUCCGGUCUUCAGGGAGAGCCCGGCUGUGACGUGAUAGAGAGCGGAGAUGUCGGGGUGUUGUUCCUUGAGCAGGUGAAGCUGACCUCUAACCCCAAUGAGAGGACCGACUUCACCAACUUCCGCAGCCUGCUGUGGCGCUCCAUGGCCCAGUUUCCUGACAGAGUGGAACCACGCAGUCGGGAACUGACCCCCCUGCUGCUCCGGUUCGUCAGGUAAGAGACUAAUGGACUGUUUCCUAUUGAGUGUGAUGGGUAGAUAUGUGUUACUGUGGUACUUCAUUGUCCUGCGGUUUCAGGAAUGAGUUUUACCCUGCCGACCUGCUCGUGGCUCCUACUCAAGACUUGAGGAAGAGGAAGGAAGCCGCCCUGAAGGAGUCUAAGUUGACUACGGAAGAAGAGGAAGAGGAAGAGGAAGAAGAGGGGGAAGAGGAGGAGGAGGAGCAGGGCAGUAAACAACAGAGGAAGGCUCUUCCAAGGAGGGCUGCUGCCAAGUAAGAUGAACAAGAGCAUUUGUUUUUUAUUUGUGCAGGUUUACGUUCAUGCUUGGUCAUCUUGGUUAAAGAUGCUCCGAUCCAUUUUUUCUGAUCCAAUCCAAUACCAAUACCUGGGCUGAGCGUAUUGGCCUAUAUCCGAUACCGAUCCAGUACUUUUGUUGAAUGAAUAAACUGUAUACCUUUCCCUGUGAGUGAAGGCAUCAGGCUUGACAUCAGCCUUGUUAAGAAAAAAAGGUGACAAAUUAACACAGAUAUAAAUUUACUUAAUAUUAAUUAUCAACAAACAACAAAUUGCACAUUAGCGCACAGCAAAAAGAAGUAAGACUUCGAUGUAUUAAAAGAAAAAUUAAUUAAAAGAAUAAAAAAGACUGGAUCUGAAUGCUAGAUCGGCAUCAUUCAUCCGAUAUCUGAUCCAGUUAGUUUAUCAAUAUUGGAGCCGAUAUUCAAUCCAAAUAUUGGAUUGGUGCAUCCCAAUAUCAAUGUUUGUUGGUUUUGAGCACGCUGUUUUUUUAUGGCCGCUAAAUUUUAUUGAUAUUUUUGUGCAAAAGUUUCUAAAAGCACUUUUUAAAGAGGUACACACAGAAAAAGAAGCGUACAGAAGGUUUUGUUUUUUCUUUCUCUUUGUUUGUAUUUUUAGCUUAAAAAAAAAAGUUUAAUUCAACUGGAUGGAAUUUUGUCGUUUUACAGACAGCUGACCGCCCAUCUGAAAGUCUUCUCCAAAUUCACGAACCCUCGCUCUCUCUACCUGGAGAGCAGCCUCAGCGAGCUCUAUAACCAGGUAAGAACUCGUCCAAAUAUGCUCACUUUUUACUAACUCAGUGUUUGGUUACAGUAAAAAGCACUUUUUACGCCGUCCAAUCACAGUACCUCAUUUCUCUUGUCGCAGCUGCUCUGCCACCAGGACCAGCAGAUUCAGCGAGUGGCGCUGGAAUGUGUUUUCUCAUACAAAGAGCCUGACAUCGUACCCUACAAGUAAGAAAACUGCCUCCACUUACUCAAAGACGGACAGGAAAUCUAAUCUAUAAUAAUGACAGUAAUUGUAUGAUUGUGUAAUUUUUCUCGAGGCAACAAUAUCCUGUUGUUUCUCUCCCUAAAGGGGGUCAUUGUGUGGGUCUAUGAUAGGAAUCAGAGUCCUCCUCUCCCCAUGAAAUCAUCCCCUGUAUUGUCUGUUAUCAGGCUAUCCGUUUACUUCUCUGAUAGAUGUGAAAGUUUUGUGUUACACGAACAUGUCUGACAGUCUUUGCUCAGGAUCUGGCUGACACACACAGCAGUGAACAGGCUUUCUGUAAUGUUUUUUGUCUUUAAAUGAACAUGUAAUUCAUAAUUGGGUAUUUUUGGGAUGUUAAACUACUAAAAGGUAAUGCUGUGUGUCCCUGUGUGUGACUUUUUAUGUGUCUGUGUGUGUCUUUCUCCUCAGGGAGAAUCUUGAGAAACUCCUGGAUGACAAACACUUCAAAGAGGAGAUUGUUCAUUUCAACAUUUCUGAUGAAACAGGAGUGAUUGACGCUUCGCACCGAGCCAGACUCAUCCCACUGCUAAUGAGGUCUGUUUAUAAUUCCUUUAAUAGUUUUCACAAGCUCAUUUGGAUCCAUUCACUUCACCUUAUUGUCAACAUCUACACCCAAAAUCAGUCUAAACCACUGUUUAUAAAAGAUCUAGGUUUAGGUGAAUGUGCCUUUAUCUCUGCGUCUCACUCCACUUUGAUCUCUCACUCAGCGGUUCAUGUUUGAUGUUUAUUUCACAGGAUCUUGUUCGGCCGUCUGCGCAGCAAAGCAGGCAGCAAGUUUCAGGGGAAAGCGUUCGCCACCUCCCGGUCCUCCAUCAUCCUGCGUUUCCUGGCGGGUUGCCAGGCUGAGGAGCUGGGGAUAUUCAUCGACCUGCUGUUGGAGCCCGUCUGCCGUCACAGUGAAGGUAGAUCAUGUUUGCAAUAAUAAAAAAAAACAGACUCAAAAGAGCUUCAGAAACAGGAAUUUGCAAUACAUGCAUUAUUUUGAUAUUUGAGUUUCAACCAUGACAGUAAAAACACCUUUGUGAGUCUUUUAUAACACGAGAAUACUCAGAAAUUAAAGCCACAUGAAGUCUUAUAUUUCCCCAGAAAACACAGACGUUAACUAUGUCUGUUUCCUGUCUUAAGGUUCCUGCCUGGCCGCCGUGGAGAGAGCGAUAACAGAGACGGACGUAUCAGCUGUUCUGCCGCUGGGUCGUCAACACAGCCUGCUGAACAUCAUCAAUGUGGUCAUCCAAAAACUGGGCCACCUCAUCCACAUCUACCUGCCCAAGGUGCUGCAGAUCCUACUGUGUGUCACCGCCUCUGUGUCUACCAUCCUGGACAGACGGGACCAGGUAAUCAGGAUCUGGAUUCACUCUCUGCUUUUAAGUUUCUGUUUAUUUUGCAUGUGUGAAGUUUUGCUAAAGGAUGUGUUAGAGAAGCCAACAGGCUUACCUCUCUUCGAAGACGAAACAGCAAAACAUUUUCAUAUUUUUGUAAUUUAUCAGGGAGUGUAAAUCACUUUAUCAGUGUCAUUCGCAAACAAAAUAGGAAAAAGAAAAUUUACAAGCCAGUGAAAAGUUAUCGAUAAAAAUAAGAAAUGGUUAUAGUAGUAAUCCAGAUCCUUGUGGUAUACCUCAAAGAUCUUGAUUUCUAUUAUCUAGAUCAUAAAUAACCAAAAACCCAGGAUAUCUUUUCCUCGUCAGUUCAGUUUUUUCUUCGUGUCGAGUUUGAAACCCACAGAGAGACUGUUUUCCUCCUAAAAACAUCUCUCUCUCUCUCUCUCUUUCUCUCUCUCUUUUUUCACUUUUGACCUGUUUGCUGUUGUUUGCUGUUGUCUGCAGUUGCGCUCAGGUUGCAUCAGUCCUCUCAAGAACCUGAGGCGACUCGGCAUUCUGAGAAUCCAGGAUUUCUUUGACGGUUUCGACUCCUACAGCUUCAGUCCAGAUGAAUUGGACGCUGUCUUCCAGGCCGUUGUUUGGCCUCAGGUACAUGUUACAAAAGACUCCUUAUAUCUGCUUUAUUUUUUUUUUUUUUUAGCUGUACUUUUGCUCUUAAUUUAGCUGGUUUACACUGGAGUUGAUUUUCUCUCUUGGCAGGUGCGCCGUCUUCCCACAGAGAGCCCUUAUUCUCCCACACCUCUCCUGAAACUCAUCCAUGUGUGGUGCAAAGAUGCUAAGUACGAGUUUCUUCCCUAUCUUCUCUCCAUCAGUUUUAUUCCCUUCACAUCUAUCCAUCAGAAACUCUCCUUUAAUAUAUUUUCUUCCUCUCUGUUUUUUUCAUAUCAGGUAUUUCCCUCUUUUGGCGAAGCAGAGGCCAAACCAGCCGGAGUGUGAUAUCCUCCUGAAUGUCUUUGCCCUCCUCUCAGCCAAGAAUUCCUCCCCUGUCACUAUCACCAUGGUGAUGGACAUCGCCGAGUCCCUAGCAACCACUGAAGACUUUGUUGCCUCAGAGACCGAGGCUGAGCUGAGUGUCAAUGACUGUGUGUUCCCUCGGCCUCAAGAGGGCGCUUUUGUUGCUGCUGGUAACCAGAGUUCAUCUUAAAUUGAAAGAUUGACAGAAAUAGCAGAAGAAGAAGGAGAAAGUGAAGUGUAAAAAUGUGAUCGUGUCUUCGCCAGAUUCUCUGACUCAAGGCUCCAGGCUGCUGCUGCCUCACAUAACCACCCUGCUGCAGUACCUCAGCGGGAUCGUUCGCAAUACUGACCGACUCAAGAAGAAGAAGUUCAGGGCUCAGGUGGCCAAAGAGCUCAACAUCCUCUCCAAGUUGGUGCUUUAAAUGGAUUCGAUUUUAAAGCGUAGUUUCCCCUGUCCCACUCUGCAUUAGAGAACUUUUCUCACCAUAAAUGAACCCAUGAACAUUUUUGUUUUAUUUCACGGAGCCAUUUCAUUCAUGUGGUUUUUUUUAUUUACAGGGUCAGCAGAUUUGUGAGCGACAAGGAGCAGAGCUCGAUGCUCAUCAGCCUGUUGCUGCCGUACCUCCAAAAAAGCCACAAUCCUCAAGUAAGAAGAGCAAUUCAUAUGUUGUCUGAACAAAUCUUGAUUAAGAUCAGUGGGUUUUUGCUAAAACACAGUACAGUAUGCUGCUAUUUCUGGUGGUAUUAUUUGUCGUGUGAGCCAUCAAGUCCUACCCUUACUCCUUGGAGACCUUCCUCCUUAUUGUGCCUCACAAAAGCAGAAAAAAGUGAUGCAACACUGUCAAAAAAAACAUCAACUAAGAUAUUCUGAACAAAAAAAAGAGGAAAACUGUAUUUUUGACAGUUUUAUUUACAUAAAGAACCAUCCGAACUACUUUCCAAAUAUUUAAUAAUGAUUUUUUGUUAAUAAAGGAGCCUCACAGGAUUUUUUGAUUUCCAGUGCCCACCCUAAAGGGGGCUCAGACCCCAGGUUGCAAAGCAUUGGACCAGGCCAUGGCCACAGAUUUUAUUCUAGUGAUCCAGAUUUUGCAGGCUUUUAGGGGAGGAUUUUUGUGUGUAAAAAUAACCAGUCAAGUAAAGUCUGAGUUGUUUGUGACUGUGGCGGAGGAAUGACCCUGACCUUGUGUGUUUAUUCCAGGAGACAGAAAUCGAUAUCCUGGCCACGGUGCAGAAUCUGCUGAGACAGUGUGUGCAGCCCUCCGCCUUCCUGCGGCCGCUCAGUAAACUCUUCUCCAUCAUCCACAACAAGCUGCCCAGACAGGCCCUCACUAAUGUCUUCCAGGUACAGCAGUGGAUCGAAGAGUUAUUUUAGGAGUAUAAUGCAAAUGUCAAGUUACUAAUACAGCUCUUGGCACAGAUUCUCAGCCAUCAGAGAUUGACUGAUUCGUUUUUUCUCUUCCUUUAGACUCUGUCAGAUCUGGAACCCUCCCUCAUGUACAUCACCGAUUUAGCAACAAAGGUUUGCUCAUUUCUUAUAUUUCUUACUUGACUUCUAGACGUUCCUGUAUUAUUCUUCCACUUGAUUCACUGAGUUACUACCACUUCAAUAACUCUCACUAUUCUCUUCUCGCCCUCUCCAGCUGAAUGCGUACGACAGCAGACACUUGGACGAGAUCUACUUUGACUUGCGCCUCACCGCUUUCCAAGAAGCCACCAGAAAAGUCCGAGAAAUGACCACUCUGGACCUGGACUACAUUAACACCAUCAUACACAACUGCUUCCACACCUAUGAGGUGAUCAGAUAUGUGACACAGAGAUGAAAAGCAGCUCCUGUUGAAGUACCGAAGCUGACUUUGUUCAUUUCUCUGCAGAUUGGAGACAUGUCGCUCGCAGACAACGCCACCUUGUGUAUGUCUGCAGUGAUCACCCAGCUGGCGGUGGUCGGGCCUGGAGAGCAGAUCUACAAAGAUGUCGUGCAGCACACAAUCCUGGAUGCUGUCCACAAGGGGCUACACAGCAAGACAGAUGUAAGAACAUUUUUCUCUCUUCAUGUGAAAUUUUCAGUCAUUCAGUUAAAUUUUUAACUUUUUUUGUCCUUCCUGACUCCAUCAGAGUGUGCAGCAUGAGUACACCACGGUGCUCGCUUGCCUUGUUAAGACUUUCCCCUCCAAGAAAGAGUUCAGAGACUUGGUUCAGCUCACCAACUACAACGAUCCGGAGUCCGACUUCUUUGAGCACAUGAAACACAUCCAGGUACGAGAGAUCAAACGCAGUAACUCACUCCAGCUUCUUCUCUGUCCGGUUUAAUCUUCCGUCCCUUCAAAGCCGUCUUUGAGCGCGUCUCUUUUCCUCUGUUUAGAUUCACCGCCGAGGCCGUGCCCUGCGGAGACUGGCCAAGCAGCUUACCGAGGGCCAGGUCGUAAUGACGCCACGUUCGCUCCAGAAUUACAUCAUGCCGUACGCCACGACUGCCCUGAUGGAUGAGAAGAUGCUCAAGGUGACUCAUGCGCUCAGAAAAAAAUCAAAACAAAGGAGGAGUUUCAUUCAACAUUUAAUAAUAAAGGACAUCUUUUUAUCUUUUCGAUGCUGCAGCACGAGAGUAUGAUAUCAGCGUCGGUGGAGGUGGUGAGCGCAGUGUGUCGCAGGCUCACCUGGUCCAAAUACCUCUACUACCUGAAACACUUCAUCCACAUCCUGCAGACAGCGCAGGCUGAGCAGAAACUAGCUGUGAGGUGAGGUCACCCUGUAACCCUGUUUUAACCAUCACACUGAGCUUUAAAGGGAUAUUCCAACAUAAAGUCAAACACACCGUAACACCAAGUUAGACACCCCCUCGAGAGAUGAAUGUUGCCGACCGCUUGUUUCUCUAGUUAUACAACGUUUAUUAACAACCACACGAUAGCAAUACACAGUGGUCUACGUCUCCGCGAGCAAACCUCAACCAAAACACCACUCUAUAGCCACAAAUAAUGCUCAGAACAGCACCUAACUUCAUCAACAGUACAUAUAGGGUCCCAGCCAUAGUACUAGCCACCAAACAUCUUUUUAACUUUGCCUGAUUUCUUUAGCAAAGAGAGUAAACUCAACUCACCCACUGUCUUCCAGCAGCCGCUUGUUUGUGGGGGAACCCUGACGAGUUGAUCACCGAGUGCAGCGGAGUUUCGCAGCUCAAGGAAGAACAUUUAUGAUUAUUACUUCAUGGAAAUGCAAUCAGACCGAGACACUAAGGCAGAAGAACUGUCGCGUCUGCAGAGCAAAAUGAUUAUUAUGAUGAUUAUUACUUAAAGGAAAUGAUCCGCUGCACUUGGUGAUCGACUCGUCCGACCAUAACUUUAAUUUUACGCGGGAAUAUCCCUUUAAUUGCGUCUGAUUCAGUUGUUUUGAGAGCUCUGUCUGCACAUACAGAUUUAUUCCUCUAAUCUUCCUCUUUCUGUGUUUCUCUGACUCCAGUUUGCUGGUCACAGUUCUGGAGGCUUUUCAUUUUGACCAUGAAACCCUGAGCAGAGAGAUGGAAGCGGCCAAAGCCAGAGAGGGUGAGGAGACACAAACUUCACAAACUUUGAAAAAGAAAAAAUCUUCAGAAAAACUUUAAGGUCAUACUCCAUGUGAUAAAUAAUCAUAAUAUCCUUUUGUCCAGCUGGGAGUGUUGCUGAUAAUGCAGAUGACGAGGACCAAACUGCAGCUGACGAAUUAGACGCAAGCGAUGAUGAAGAGGCGAUGGAGGUGGGAAGUGAGGCGGCUCCGUCUGUCGUUACAAUGGAAACAGAUGCCACGAAUGAAGAGAAGGAAGUGGUCGCUAAGGAUGCGACCCCCACUGGAACCAAAGGGAAGUCAGAAGCCCCUAGACUCACCACAGCAGCCAGCGGACUUCCACAGAGCAAAGAGGAGCUGGAGUCUCUGAUCAGCGCCAUCCACAUGACCGUGAAUAACAGCGUGCUGCCUCGCCUGCAGAAGUGUCUCAAUGCGAAGGUGAAAUGAUCACAGAUGAAUGCGGUCUUGAUUUGUCUUUGAAGCGUUGUAACAGCUGUCGUGUUUCUGCAUUUUUAGGUUAAACGUGACGAUGAGCACAAGGCCGUCAAGUCCAAGGAUGUAAAGGAGGAGGAGGUCGGGAGGAUACCGAUCGCCUUCGCCAUGGUCAAACUGAUGCAGACUCUACCUCCGCACAUCAUGGAAGCCAACCUACCUGGGUAUGCCAGCUCUGUGCAUGCAUGCGCGGGCGAAAAGCGCCGUAACUCUCUCGAUCGAAUGACAACAUUUAAUUGAUAUAUGUGUGUUCAUCCAGGAUCCUGAUCAAAGUGUGUGUGGUGCUGAGAAACCGUUUCCAGGAGGUCCGUGAUGUAGCGAGGGGGACUCUGGUGAAGAUCCUCGAGACUUUGGGCUGCAGAUACCUGCAGUACCUGCUCAAAGAGAUGCAAGGGGUCUUGGUUAAAGGUUACCAGGUAGAUGCACAUCCAUUUAAGCUUUUAAACAUGUAGAGAAAUAAAGUAAAAGGCAUGUAACACUUUAAUAUGUUCGCUCAUUACAGAAUCAAGUCUAUAAAUCUUUAAAUUUAAAAAUCUUAAUGUCCUCUUUUUCCUCUCUCUGUUUUAUCCUCCGUUCAGGUCCAUGUGCUCACUUUCACUGUGUACCAGUUACUCUCAGUCCUCAAGCCAACCCUGAAGAGUGGAGACCUGGACCCGUGCAUGAACAUGCUCAUCGACGUAAGAACAUCACUCUCACGAGACAGAAACAACAUCUGAACAAUAAUGUGUUUCUAAUUCUUUACUCCUCGUCGUUCAGAUAUUCAACAAUGAGCUGUUCGGGGCUGUAGCUGAGGAGAAGGAGGUGAAGGGGAUCGUCUCCAAGCUGAUGGAGGCCCGACACAGCAAGAGCAUGGACUCUUACGAGCUGCUGGCUCAGUUCUGCAGCAAGGAGAGCAUCACCAAGUUCAUGCUGCCUCUGAAGGAGGUGAGCGCGCACUGGAUGGACUGGUUUUAUUGUUUUUUUUAACGGACUGUAAAGCACUUUGUGUUACAUCCUUUGUAUGAAAAGCGCUUUAUAAAAAAACUUUGAUUUCAUGGAUUUGAUUUGGAUGCAUGUCUUUUGGAUCGUAUGAUUUUCUUUUACUAGGUUCAUCCUCGCCUUUUUCUUUUUAGAUCCUGGAGACCACAUCCAGUCUUAAAGUGUGUAACCGGGUCACCGCAGUGUUACGGCGUCUGGUCUUGGGUCUCCUUGUCAACGAUGGCAUGACUUCCCAGGAUAUCCUGCUGCUAAGCCAUGGCCUGGUCAGCGAGAGUCUGCCCCUGCUCACCAAGAGAGACAGGUACAAACACGCAUUAGUUUGCUGAAAUCACUUUAAAAUGUUUCCCUGAUGCUGAUUUCUAAUGACCUUGUGUUUGUGUUUUAUAGAGAGAAAGCCUCAGCAAAGCCUCCACCUGACCCCAGGCUGCCUCCUCCGAGCUGCCUGCUCCUUCCUCCAACUCCAAAGAGAGGGGGUCACAAAGCUCCAGUCAGCAGCCGCACCAACAUGCACAUCCUGGUUGAUGCUGGUCUUAAGGUGCGUGCUGAAACCUCCCAUCAGCCAGGAUUUAAGAAUAUUUAACAAUCACUACAUGGAAAAUUCUGAACUGCAACUUUUUUUUUGUUUUGAUUUAGUUUUGCGCGUCCUGAUCAGGAAGCAUCAUCUUCUUUGUCUUGACUGUUUCCCUUUUCUCAGCUGCUCCAUCUCAGUCUGAAGAAAUCCAAAGUGACGUCCUCAGAGGCCUCGGCUCUUGAGAUGCUGGACCCCUUUGUGCUGCUUCUUCUCGACUGCCUCAACUCCAUGCAUGUGAAGGUACGCGGAUCUCUUUCAACACCACAAUUUGGAGCGUUCUUAGGAUUCAUUCUUGUCUCUUUCUUAAAAACUGGACUGGUCUCUGCUCCUUCCCUCAGGUGAUCACGGAGGCUCUGGUGGCGUUCACUUUGCUGUUGAAGUUCCCUCUGCCAGCCGUGGAGCAGAGCGCCGACCAGCUAACCAAGCAGCUUUUUGUCCUGUUGAAGGAUUACUCAAAGGCCGGGGCUGCCCGGGGGGAAAACUACCACCUGGUCCAGAACUGUUUCAAGGUACCAAAUACAUUUCUGUCUGUAUUGUUUUAAUUAAUUCAAGUUGUUUUAAUCAAACAACAAGGAGGCUGAAGAUUGCAAGUGAUCACAGACAACAGCUCGAUGCUACUCAGUAGCAGCGCACGCCCCCAGUAAAAACUGUUGUUCAAGACUUCGCGCAACAUGCUUACUCGUGCUUCCGACCUACUCGGUUACUGUAAUAAUCGUUCUAGUCCAGUGGUUCUCAACUAGUCUCAUUCUGGGACCCACUUUUAUAGAAUUUAAACCAAGCAAAUUUAUUUAAAAAAAAAACCUUUUAAAAGACUCUAAUCUUUAACAUAAAUCCACUUGUCUAAUUGAGUAAAGUGCAUUUCAGAGCACAUGAAGGGGACAACAUGAGGACGACAACUACUGAAAAUAUCAAAUAUCUUAAAAAUAUCGCAUUAAAUAUUUACUUUUUUGACUAGCUGUUCGUGACUCAUCCAGAAUGUGUCCGCAACCCACUUUUGGGAUGGGGCCCACCAGUUGAGAACCACUGUUCUAGUCUACAGGUCAUCCAAAAGAGGGACUGUACCCGAAAAUCGGGGACGUCUGGUCACCGUACUGUAAGCUGGAGACAAGGGGUAGUUUUUUAAAGAAACCUAUUAUUUCUUAAAGACCCACUCCAAUGAAAAUCAUGUUUUUCUUGUUGUUCAUGUGGCAUUUUUUCUGAUGCUAAAGGACAUAUCAUGAGAAAAAAAUAAGUGCGAAAUUGCAUUUCUGAGUAUUUCUACAUUCAAAUCGCUGUGAAUCUCUGGCAGACCCAAACGGCAGGUUCAAAAUAGUCAGAUUUCCUACAUAGCAAAUCCAAGCUCCGCCCCCAGAGAAAUAGAGAGGACGAUCGCGGAACAAGCGUGAGAGUUAGCAGAUUGCAAUGCUAGUAAGAAAGCUAAUUAUAAAAUUACCUUUCAUCAUGUCCCUAAAGACAUGUUACCUGCUCCUAUGUUACCUGCCACUUCUGCUGCACAAGCAAUGUUAGGCUACAAGCUAACAUGAAAAGGAGUGUGUGAAGCAGCGCUGUCUCCGCUCACGACUCAGAGGUGAAUUGCUAAUGAGCUACUGAAGCUCUGCAGAAGAAAAGUCCUUAAAAAUGACACAGGUAACACGAUUUUGGCGUGAUAACACUUUAAGUAGAAGAAAAAAAAAUACAAUUGGAGUGGGACGUUAAAGAAAUCGAAUGUUUAAGCCGUAAAAGCUCUGAAAAUAUAUGAUGUUUCAUACCAUCCGAGUUAAUAACAAAGUCAGAUAAUUCGCAUUGAUUCAGAAUGCCAAUCUGUCUUUUGUCUCUCAGGCCAUCACCAUACUCGUGAAGAACGUCAAAAGCAACAAAAUCUCAGAGACGCAACUUCAAGUGCUGCUGGGAUAUGCCGAGGAGGACAUCUACGACCAGUCCCGCCAGGCCACCGCCUUUGGCCUGUUGAAAGUAACCAAUCGUACAUCUAUCAGAGUGUUUAUGCUGCUUAACAAGAAAGAAAAGAAAUCACAAAUCCUGUCUGCUUCAUGAGCCGUGUUACAAUUCUGCAAGUGUCUGUCCCCUCCAGGCGAUUCUGUCAAGGAAACUCAUCGUUCCUGAGAUGGAGGAGGUGUUAAAGAAAGUUGCAAAGCUGUCUGUCACCGGCAGCAACGGCAUGAUCCGAAUCCACUGUCGACAGGUGCUCCAUGCUUCAAAGACGAGCCACAGUUUGCUCUCCUCUGAACGCUCACUGACUCAGAAAUGUUUGAAAUAUCUUCUCUUGGAUGUUUUUUUUCAGAUCUAUUUAAAAUAUCUGCUGGACUACCCACUGGGAAAGAAGCUAAAGGGGCACCUCGACUUCGUGGUGGCCCAGCUGCAGUACGAACACGAUACAGGCAGGGAGUCUGUGCUGGAGAUGCUGGCCUACAUCUUCCAGACGUUCCCUCAGGUCAGGGGAAUUUCCUCUCGAGCCCUUUCUGCUCAAGAAGUUUGCAAGAAAGUAGAAAGUUUGCACAUUUCAGCAUCAGAAAAAAAAAUGAUUGUGUUUGUUUUUUUUCUCUGUUUAGAAGUUACUGUUGCAGCACAGCGCCUUGUUCUUCGCCCCGUUGGCCCUGGUUGUGGUCAACGAUGAUUCCGCUCGCUGUAAGAAAAUGGCGGCUAUGGCCAUCAAAGCCCUGCUGACACAGCUGGACCUGAACCACCAGAACACCCUGUAUUCCCUCGUCAACACCUGGCUGAACGCAGAAAAGGUACACGCACUAUCAUGAUACAUUCUGAUCUUGACUUGUUGUGUUUCGUAUUCUUCAUGUGCGAUUAUGACGAUUAUACCUGAUCCUAAUUUCUCAGACCAGCAUGCGCCGUCUCGGGGCUCAGAUUUGCGGUCUGUUCGUGGAGGUGGAGGAGGAGAAGUUUGCCGGUCGCCUCGAGGAGCUGCUGCCUCUGCUGGAGAAAGAGAUAAACCCCGACAACUUUGAGGAUGUGAGGCGACGUCUGAUCCGUCUUUGUGAGCAUUUUUGAAAUCAGAGGAGGAGAAAAAUGUCACAAAUCUGCUUGAACUUCUUUUUCAGAUCGAGGAGGAGAAGGAGGAGAGAGGAGCAGACAGGCUUUUGUUCAGUUUCCUGACCCUCAUAUCGAAGCUGAACAAGCACUGCGGGCUGCUGGAGAUGACGGAGCCGAAAGACACAUUAGAUCGUAUCUGGGGUGAAGGACGCACACAUACACACCUCUUUAUUUGAGAUAAAAACACACACACACACUCAUCACAAACUCACUUUAUUCUUCUUCUACAUUCAGGUCACAUUGAAGCCCAUCUGCGGUACCCUCACUGCUGGGUGUGGCUGACUGCCUCACAGCUCUUCGGUCAGCUGUUUGCAGCCCAUCAGGCCGAGCAGCUGGUCACUGCUUGGGGAGGAGGAGGAGGAGGAGGAGGAGGAGAUGCUUCAGCUCAGCCGGCUGCUUCAGCCUUCAUCACCAGCGGCCUGGACAAGAGGGUAAGUCCUGACAGCUCUUUUCUUUUGUCCUGUAGCUUACGCAUCUCGUUUUUUAUUGUUUCUAAAAAGUGUUUCCUUUUUCUUUCCUGACCUUCAGAUGAGAGAGCUGGCGUUAUCUUUCUGCCAUCAGCUUCAGUCGAAGUUCCUGGACACGGCGUCAGGAGAACAGGUUUGUCAAAUCCACCGAAACUUAUCGACGCAAAUUUAAAAGUGAAGCAAGUUUCAAAUUUCUCACGAUUAACACGCAUCUUCCUUCAUCCACAGGUCAUCAAGAACUUGCUGUUUGUCGGGAAAGUGAUCUAUCUUGUUUCUCCUGAGUCUGACGUCCAACCCCCUGAGGAGGAAAUGAAAGAAGAAGAGGAGGAGGAGGAAGUGCAGAAAGAGAACGGCAACGAAGAGGACGGUGAUGAGGAGGAAAUGGAGGACAAAGAAAAGAAAGAAGAGGAGGAAGACAAGGAGGAUGAUAAAGACGAUAAGCCUCCCUCACUGCUGUGGUUGAUAAAGAAGAUGUCGCUCAUGGCCAAGAGAGAGGCGGCAUACACGCCCAAAAUUCCUCUCAAGGUAGAAACCCGUUUAUUUCUCUCUUUUGAAUCAGUGCAAUGUUUCUUGACAGCUGAGUGACGUGACGUUUUUGUCUCCACGCAGAGAACAUGUGUGUUUAAGUUCCUGGGAGCGAUAUCCAUGGACUUGGGGAAGGAGCGUCUCGGACCGUAUCUGACCACAAUCAUCACUCCUCUGUACAGGGAGCUCGACAGCACCUAUGCAGACCAAGGUAUGCCUCUAAGAAAGCCUGAAAGUAAUAAACCGUGAUGUAAAAACCUGCAUUGAUCCUUCCUGUUCGUUUGUGCAGAUCCAACACUGAAGAACUUGGCGCAGGAGCUGAUCGAGCUUCUGAAGAAGCAAGUGGGGUUGGAGAAAUUCUCUCUCGCUUUCUCCGCCGUCCAGAAGGAGUUUUCGAUGAGGAGGGCGGCGCGCAAACGACACAGAGCCAUGCAGGUAUGAUGAUGAUGAUGAUGACCUCACACAGCCUCACAGAGAAACUUCAUCCGUUAACAUGAACUAAAAUGAUGGUUUUCUUUCUGUCUUCAGGCGGUGGCUAAUCCAGACAUCGCAGCUAAGAAGAAACUCAAGAAGCACAAGAACAAAAUCGAAGCCAAGAAGAGGAAGAUCGAGUUCCUCCGGCCAGGAUAUAAAGCCAAGAGGCAGCGGAGUAACGCGCUCAAAGACCUGGCCAUGGUGAAGUGAGGCAGAGGACACAAGAUCCUGGAUUACACACAUGUGGACUCACCCCACCCAAUCCUUUACAGUUUUAUCUCGUCGCUGAUCAGAGCAAACACCAGAAAGACGGUUUGGUUUUCAAAGGUAUCCAACGUUUGAGUGUGUGAUAUGAACGGGAAACGAGGCAUCAUGUAACAGCGAUUAGACGGCAGGUAGUCUCAGUUCAGAUUAAAGCUGAACUGUAUUCUCCUGCUCUUCAUAUUUAUACCCUGUGCAGUUGAAUGUACAUUUUUUUGUAUUAAAAUCAUUUCCAGAAGCGU